Messenger RNA from Homo sapiens (human), 4656 nucleotides. RefSeq names its product solute carrier family 16 member 12 (gene SLC16A12). The transcript is spliced from 7 exons. Gene Ontology annotation, cellular component: basolateral plasma membrane; plasma membrane. Bases 341 to 1891 code for a protein of 516 amino acids. The record is from RefSeq and is a predicted model, not a curated record. Gene Ontology annotation, molecular function: transmembrane transporter activity; creatine transmembrane transporter activity. Lineage: Eukaryota; Metazoa; Chordata; Mammalia; Primates; Hominidae. Gene Ontology annotation, biological process: creatinine metabolic process; transmembrane transport; creatine transmembrane transport.
AGAGCGCUGGAGCGCUGGAGCUCUGGGCUGUCCCGGGCUCAGUCUCGCCGGCGGCCCCCGCUCCCGGAUCCCCAGCGCCCUGGCCAAGAAGCUUCCUCGGCUCCCCCUCUUCCCUCUCCCUGACACGGUUGUGCAGAGGGCGCGGUGGCUCAGGUGACACGGGCAUCCUUCAAGGAAGGGCGGCGGGACGGCGGGGCGCUGGCGCUGUCGUUGGAGCUGGAGGAGGACGGGGACCCUCCAUUCUCCGCUGCCCUAGCGCCCAUCCCGCGCCGGGAGCCUGGGACCCUAACUUGGAUGGCGAGUAACCCAUGGGCCAGGUAGCGUUCUAUGCCAACCUUGAAUGCCAUCAGGAAGUCACUGGACAGCAAACUCUUCCAAGAUCAUAACUUGGCUGUUGGAGCAACCUGGAAAAGAAGAAAAAAGAAAAACCAUGGCAAAAGUAAAUAGAGCUCGGUCUACCUCCCCUCCAGAUGGAGGCUGGGGCUGGAUGAUUGUGGCUGGCUGUUUCCUUGUUACCAUCUGCACACGGGCAGUCACAAGAUGUAUCUCAAUUUUUUUUGUGGAGUUCCAGACAUACUUCACUCAGGAUUACGCACAAACGGCAUGGAUCCAUUCCAUUGUAGAUUGUGUGACCAUGCUCUGUGCUCCACUUGGGAGUGUUGUCAGUAACCAUUUAUCCUGUCAAGUGGGAAUCAUGCUGGGUGGCUUGCUUGCAUCUACUGGACUCAUCCUGAGCUCAUUUGCCACGAGUCUGAAGCAUCUCUACCUCACUCUGGGAGUUCUUACAGGUCUUGGAUUUGCACUUUGUUACUCUCCAGCUAUUGCCAUGGUUGGCAAGUACUUCAGCAGACGGAAAGCCCUUGCUUAUGGUAUCGCCAUGUCAGGAAGUGGCAUUGGCACCUUCAUCCUGGCUCCUGUGGUUCAGCUCCUUAUUGAACAGUUUUCCUGGCGGGGAGCCUUACUCAUUCUUGGGGGCUUUGUCUUGAAUCUCUGUGUAUGUGGUGCCUUGAUGAGGCCAAUUACUCUUAAAGAGGACCACACAACUCCAGAGCAGAACCAUGUGUGUAGAACUCAGAAAGAAGACAUUAAGCGGGUGUCUCCCUAUUCAUCUUUGACCAAAGAAUGGGCACAGACUUGCCUCUGUUGCUGUUUGCAGCAAGAGUACAGUUUUUUACUCAUGUCAGACUUUGUUGUGUUAGCCGUCUCCGUUCUGUUUAUGGCUUAUGGCUGCAGCCCUCUCUUUGUGUACUUGGUGCCUUAUGCUUUGAGUGUUGGAGUGAGUCAUCAGCAAGCUGCUUUUCUUAUGUCCAUACUUGGAGUGAUUGACAUUAUUGGCAAUAUCACAUUUGGAUGGCUGACCGACAGAAGGUGUCUGAAGAAUUACCAGUAUGUUUGCUACCUCUUUGCCGUGGGAAUGGAUGGGCUCUGCUAUCUCUGCCUCCCAAUGCUUCAAAGUCUCCCUCUGCUCGUGCCUUUCUCUUGUACCUUUGGCUACUUUGAUGGUGCCUAUGUGACUUUGAUCCCAGUAGUGACCACAGAGAUAGUGGGGACCACCUCUUUGUCAUCAGCGCUUGGUGUGGUAUACUUCCUUCACGCAGUGCCAUACUUGGUGAGCCCACCCAUCGCAGGACGGCUGGUAGAUACCACCGGCAGCUACACUGCAGCAUUCCUCCUCUGUGGAUUUUCAAUGAUAUUUAGUUCUGUGUUGCUUGGCUUUGCUAGACUUAUAAAGAGAAUGAGAAAAACCCAGUUGCAGUUCAUUGCCAAAGAAUCUGAUCCUAAGCUGCAGCUAUGGACCAAUGGAUCAGUGGCUUAUUCUGUGGCAAGAGAAUUAGAUCAGAAACAUGGGGAGCCUGUGGCUACAGCAGUGCCUGGCUACAGCCUCACAUGACCAAAGGCCUUGAGCCCCAGAAUCUUCAGGUUUGAGAGAGGUGGGGCCACCAGAUUCUUCAUGUUUCUGAAACUUUUUAUUUUGGCAGAAGGAUUGCCUUCCAAGGAAAUUAUUAUUAUUGUUUUGUUAACAUAUUAAUAUUUAUAAGGGAAAACAGCACAUAAUAAGGAAAGCUGGACUAGCCCAGAGCCUUCUCAUUUGGGAUUUGUGCUCAUAACUGAACUCGUAUCUUUUGGUCAAUGGGCAUAGCUCUGUAAGAAAUGUAAGGACACAGCUGAUAUAAUUAGCUGUAAUUAGGGAUAAUUUCAAAGCAUAACCAAAGCAGAUGACACUGGGCAGCAGCUUUGUUCCAGUCUCAGGCCCUUCAUGUUCCCUCCUCAGAAAGAAAAUGGAAACAUUAACGUGUAGCUUUGCUUACCUUGUUCUGGUUAGAGAAGGGAGGUCAGCUUGGGUGUGGUGGUGAAGAGUGAAGAUGCCAUACUUUUUCAUGGUGGAGUUUCUCAUUAGGGUUUUACUUGGGAUUGUUAAAGAAUACUUGAGAUUCUUCAAAAAGUGGUGAUUAAUAUAGAAAGAAACUCUUAUUUUUUUUUUCUCUUAGUCUUCCAGCCAGCCCUUGCCUCUGCCCAAGGGUAGACACCACUAUGAGAAUCCAAAUAAUCAUGGAAUGCCAUGGUUGGAAUAGAUCUUAAAGGGCAUCUGGUAAGAUCCAUUUGAAAUUGUCCACUGGAAACCGAAAGCUCUUUUCCUAAGACUGGGUUCCAGGCUCUCACAUUUGUUACCAUCACAUAUAAUACUUACUCUAAAUUUAGCAGAACACACUUAGUCACAAGGACAACCUCUCAAUCUUACCUGAAAUGUCAACAACACCAAAACUUCCCGUCUUUUACCUUCAGAGAAGAAGCUCUUACUUAGACUGCAGACGCAUUCCUGUUAGGUUGGAAAAAUGUUGGCAGUAUUCCAAUUGGGCAGGAACUGAAUUCUUGAAUCAGCAGGUCUCUGGUGAGAGUUUUCUUUGCAGAUCAGACAUUUAGUUUUAUCAUUACCCAAAAGAGGAUUGGAGGGAGUCAGUUGUCUGAAAAAUAUUAUCCUAGAGAUAUUCUAAAGGUGAGAUUCCUUUCUCCCUGUGUUAAUUCUUGUUCCACUAUCCACUGCUCUUCAUCUCUUUAUAGAUAAUAAUUAGAAAUCUACUCAUUGGAUUAUAAGUUUAUUCAUUCUCAAAUACUCCACUUUUCUAUGGUUUGGGAUAAUUUCUGAGUCUUCAGAUUGAAGAGGGAAGGCAUGGAGGGAAGAAAAAGUCCAGAUCCCCCAGCUUGUUUCCAACCAUUUUAAGUCCAAAGAAUUAUAAUCCUGAAUCUCACAGUGUGUCACACCUGUAAUAGGAGUAAAUUAUGCAAUCAAUUUUAAUUACCAGGAGUUUAAAAUCCAAAUGUCAAGGAACUGUUUUGACCCUGAAGGCUAUUUAAUCCACUGUCCCCUACAAGGCCUCACAAGUGCUGGGGGAAAAAAAACAGCAAUGAGGAUGAUCCUGAGUUAAUGUGUAUGCUCCGCAAGAGAGCUUGCCUAUACCUUGAUUAUUUCAUAAAAUCACAUGUUAAUACAUUGCUUUCAGAAUGAAAUACUGACUUGAUCUGAUAGGAGAAAAUGGUAAUAUUUCAUAGUUGUUUUCCAAAGACAAAUUUAAAUGUUGUCUGUUAUCUCCUUACUUAGUUUAAGAAUUUAGUUUUGAACCCCAUUGACUUUGUCAUUUGCAAUUUUAAAAAUAUUUGGGACUGGGCAUGGUCGCUCACGCCUGUAAUCCCAGCACUUUGGGAGGCUGAGGCGGGUGGAUCAUGAGGUCAGGAGAUCAAGACCAUCCUGGCUAACAUCGUGAAACUCCGUCUCUACUAAAAAUGCAAAAAAUUAGCCAGGCGUGGUGGCGGGCGCCUGUAGUCCCAGCUACUCAUGAGGCUGAGGCCGGACAAUCGCUUGAACCCAGGAGGUGGAGGUUGCAGUGAGCCAAAAUCAUGCCACUGCACUCCACCCUGGGCGACAGAGCAAGACUCCAUCUCAAAAAAAAAAAAUUGGAAGGUAUCUGUAAAAUGUCAAAGUUAAGAUGAAGUUAUAUCUGUUUGGAAUAGCACUUUGCCCUAAAUAUCAUUUCUUGAAUUUUCAAGCCUAAAGAUGUUUAAAAAUAUGAAUAGUUACAAAUAUUCUUAUACAUAUUUUUUAUCAUGAUCACAACAAAAUUUUGUUUAUGUGGUUCUGCAAUAUAAUUUCUGUGAAGUAUUACAAGUAUUUAUGAAAAAUAAGCAUAGUGAUCAGAAAUUUUAAAGAUUUUGUAUAAAAACAUUUGGGAGAUUUGACUUUAUACAUGCAUAGAUUUGCAUUUUACUUUCCCUUUUGAGGCAGCAUUUUUAGAAAAUCAGUAAGAAAAAUGUACAUCUUAAGGUCUACUAUUUUACAUUUCUACACAGAAUUUUAGUGUUAAUGUUCCAUGUGUCUAUACUGUUUAUUUCAAAACUGAGAAAUUCAUGGGAAUGAUGUAUUUUGUGGAAUCAAGAACAAAAUUAUAGUGGGAUAAUUUUACAUCUUAAAUAUUUCUUUCUACUACUGUAAGCUCUACUUUGGAAUUAUCUGAGUAGAAAAUCAGAAGACAUUAUCUAACUUUGUAGAUACACUGUAUGAUUGGGCUUUUUGUUCAGAUUGUAAUUUCAUUAAUAGAUGAAAUAUUUAUGCUAAUAUUUUCUUAUUUCAAAAGCAAAAUAAAAUGAAUUUAUUGUCCUGUG